Molecule: messenger RNA, 723 nt
Organism: Mus musculus (house mouse)
Lineage: Eukaryota; Metazoa; Chordata; Mammalia; Rodentia; Muridae
Gene: Gtsf2
Product: gametocyte specific factor 2
Exons: 7
Coding region: 120-584 (154 amino acids)
Source: RefSeq, marked validated
AGAGGGGCUGAACGGCAAGCUUGGACGGCAAGCUGAUUCCCUUUGUUAACUGGAGGGUGCUCUGCUCUCUGUGUUCCUAAACUUCUUGCAUUGACACAGUACUUCGAGAAUAAGGACUAAUGGAGUUGGAAUCCAUAGAGCUAUGUCCUUAUGAUCCAAACCACAGGAUACCUGCCAGCAGGUUACAGUACCAUCUGGCAUCAUGCAAAAAGAAAAAUCCAAAGAUAGCUAAAAAGAUGGCUAACUGCAAAUAUAAUGCUUGUCAUGUGGUCCCAAUCAAAAGGCUCAAGGAACAUGAGGCCAACUGUAUCAACAGGACUGCAGUGGAUGAUGAGCCACUUAACCUUCAAAAGAUUACUCACCCAGUUUUUGAAGAAAAUGAAAACUUCUCCAGUGCUGGGAGUCAAUUUCCUGACCCUGAUGUCUGGAACGUGGAUCAUGCGCAUCAUUUUCCUUCAUUUGUUCUUGAGACUUUUGCUCCAAAGAAGCUAGUUUGUGAGAGUGACUCGAGAGACCUACAAGAGGCUAUGGCUGAUAAGCAUCCUAACAGCUUCAAGUCUUGGGGAAGAGGGCAGAAAAACUGAUGGAGACAUUGCCAAUUAAAAUGCCCACAGACAAAUAGAAGUCAUUUUUUAACCCUAGCAAGAUCUCAACUUUUAAUAAAUUUGUGAUUGUCAUCUUAACAUGCUUUUAUUUAAAUAAAGAAUAUUUUCCUUUGACAAA